This is a messenger RNA of Rotaria sp. Silwood1, 3741 nucleotides long. The record is from the annotation of a GenBank genome assembly. NCBI's taxonomy places the organism in Eukaryota, Metazoa, Rotifera, Eurotatoria, Philodinida, Philodinidae.
AUGAGUACAAAGCGUAUGCGUGGUCGAUUUUCUCGACGCCAACAUCAUGUCAAUUAUAGUAGUAAUCGUCAUCGACCUGUCAAAAGGACAAUUCGAGAACCACCUACUGAAAUUAAAUCAGAUCUUAUUCAACAAUUUAAUACUUGGUGUAUGAGUUUACGAACUGUGGCAACAUAUGAAUUUGAUAAUGAUGAAGAAAAUAAUCAUCGAUGCAAAAUGAUAUUACCCAUAUUUCCUAAUUUACAAUCAAUUGGCAAUGGAGCAAAUACAAAGAAAGAAGCAAAAGCAAAUGCUAUUAUUGCUUUUCUUGCUCAUAUGGAAAAACGAAAGCAAGUUGGAUUAUUUGUACCAUAUAUGUUUCCAAAUCUACUUCGUAAUGUACAAGUUGAAUUACGUCGAGCAAAUGUUUCAACACCAGAUUUAAAUUUAAAUAUAAACGAAUAUCUAUUAGCUGAUCGAAUGAUAUCAACACGUCUAGCAAAAAAAUAUGAUGGUAUUAUAAAAAUUAUUCAACGAAUUUGCAAUGUUCGUGUAAUAAGAUUAUGGCAAUCGUCAAAUAUUACAUUUGUUUAUAUAGUUGGACCUAAAGCAAAAGCAGAAUUAAUUCGACCAUAUGUAAAAGCUUUGUUUCAACCAGAUAAUGAACAAAUGUUUAAUUAUGGAGAAAAGUUAUUUGAAAUAUUUAGUGAUGAAACAUUUCUUGAUGAUGUGUGUCAACGACUUAAAGUUUUAUGUAAUAAUCAUCUAGAAAAAUGUAAAUUAUUUAUUCGUGGAAGUUCAGUAAAUGUACAGUGUUGUUAUAAUGAAUUUGUUGGACUUCGUCGUGAAUUUGAAAAUGAAUUUCAUCGAAAUCAAAACCAUGCAUUUACAAAACCAAUAGAAUCGUCAAAACCAAUAGAACCUUUCAAUCCAAUUGAUUUCAAAAAUUCUAUUGAACAAUUAGAAUCAACACGUAUUGAUAAUGAUGAUAAAGAAGAAAAAGAUAAUGAUCAAUUACCAGAUUAUUCAAUUUAUGAUGAUAAUGUUAAUGCAUCAAUAUUAAGAGUAUUAAGAAAUGAAGAGGAUGUAGAAGAAGAAACAUUAAAUCAAGAUGUAACAACAAAAAAUUCUCCGAUCGUCAUUGAAGUUUCGGAUGAUUCAUCGGAUAGUACUGAUUUACAAAUUGUUCAAACUAUUGAACCAAAAAUUCAAAAGAAAACUGAUCAAAUACAACCAAUUGUUCAACCUCAAAAUCUGUUUCAACCAUUUAUAACACGAUCUGAACCAAUGUCUGAAUUUCAAAUUACAUCUCAACCACCUGUACAACAACCAUUACGUCAACCGAGAAUUCUCCGUCAUAUAGUUCUGGAUGGACAAAAUAUUGCCAGAAAUUCGAAUGACUACAGUCGUGUAUUUUCCUGGUCUCGUUUGUCAAAUACAAUCAAUUAUUUCAAAAAUCGUGGUCAUGAAAAUAUUAUUGCAUUUCUUCCUCUGUAUCUUCGAGAUUAUUCAAAUAAACAAUUAUCAGUAUAUGACAUGAAUCGCGAACGACAAAUUCGUGAUUCUUUAAUUAAUUCACGUUAUAUUGCAUUUACUCCAUCACGAUAUAAUAAUGGAAAACGUCUAACAAAUUAUGAUGAUCGAUUUAUUUUGCAAUAUGCAGCUGAUAAUGAUGGAGUUGUUGUUAGUAAUGAUAAUUUUCGUGAUCUUCAACAUGAAAAAAGUUUUAAAUUUAUUAUUAAUAAUCGAAUUUUACCAUUUGCAACUAUAAAUGAUACAUUUAUGCCUGCAACAGAUCCACUUGGUCGAAAUGGACCUAAUCUAGAUGACUUUCUAUCAAAACCAUAUCUACAAAUCUCAAUGUCUGAUACAGUAAAAUGGGAAAUAGCUGAUAGACUUCGUCAACGUGCACGUGAUGAUUUAUUUACUUUAUUACAAAGUAUUGAUGGUACAAAAGAUUUAUUUAUUGAUGCCGAUUUAUUUCCUUUAAUUGAUUUAACAUCAAAUGCAACAGAAAUACGACAGUAUGGUGUUGUAAAUUUACAUAAACUUGAUUCAUCACAAAAUAUUCAAACAAAAAAUAAAGGUUUAUUUUUAUUACGACCAAAUAUGGUUAGAUUUUUAACAUUAGCUAAACAAUUACGUCAAUUAGAUAUUCAAAAUGCACAUUUAAUAUGUGUACCAAGAAAAUUUUAUGCAUUUGAACAUUUACUUGAACAAGAAGGUCUUUGGGGACGAUGUGCCUUACAUGAAUUAACAGCCUUUGAUAUGGUUCCUGUUGAUUAUGAUAUUUUUUCAAUGGUUAAUUCUCAUUUGUAUUUAAAUGUUUAUUUGGAUCAUUCAACAGAUUGGUUAUCAACAAUAGCAGCUUCAUUAAUUGAUUUUCAACAAUUAUUUGGAAGAUUUGCAAAUACAAUUUCUUUUGGAAAACUAGCUGGACAAGUUGCAAGACAAUUAGAAAGAGGACAAAGUUCAAUCGAUAAUCAAGAUAUGAUACCAAGUGGACGAUACAUUCAAACUGUAAUAUUAUUUGAUCGUAGUGUUGAUUUAAUAACACCAUUUUGCUCCCAAAUGUGUUAUGAAGGUUUACUUGAUGAAUAUUUUAAUAUUGAAGGUGGUCGUAUGAAAAUUCCUAAAAAUGGAAAUACAGAUAAUGCUAGUAAACAAUACGAACAUAUAUCAUUAUCAACAAGAGAUGAUAUGGUUAUUGAAGGUAUACGUGCAAUGCAUUUUACAAAAGUUUUUCAAGAAAUUAAAGCUUAUUUAGCAAGACAGAAUGUUUUACAAAAUGAUGUUCGUGAUAAAAUGCAAGAUGCAUCAAUAAGUGAUUUAAAACAACUUGUUCAUACUGAUGUUAAAGGACAUAUAAAUGCAAAAAAACAAAUAACACGUCAUUUAGAUUUAUGUACUGAUAUAUAUGAAAAGAAAAAAGCAAGUGAUUUUAAAAUUCAACUUGAAAUGGAAACAGAUAUAUUACAUUUACAUAAUUUUGAAGAUAUUGUUUCAUAUAUACAUACAAUGAUAUGUCGUUGUGAACCAAAUAAAUAUCGUCCAUUACAAUUACUUUGUCUUUUAUCAACAGCAAAUAAUGGUUUAACACGUGAAUAUUAUGAAUUAUUAUGUCGAUCAUACCUUCAAGCAUAUGGUUAUGAAAAUAUUCCACUUUUAUAUAAAUUAGAAAAAUUAAAUUUAUUUCAUGCCAAAAGAUCAUGUGAUGUACCAAUAGCAAUCAAUACAAAUACACCAGCCGGUUUUCGUGGUGAUGCUAUAUUAAAAAUGGGAAAACAAGUUGCACAAAAUCUUACAGAGAAAACACAAACACAAAAAACAUUUUUUCACUAUAUUGCAAAACGACUCAAUUUAACACCUGAUCUUAAUCAACAAGCUAGAACAACACCAGGUCCAGAUAUGGCGGAUGUAUUUGGUUCAGUAUAUGUUCCACUAUCAUGUCGAUUAAUUGAAGAAGCUUUGUUAAAUCCAGCAAAAUUAUCAACACUUCAACAUGAACUUCUUCAACGUGGUUAUCCAGGUGCUGAUGAUCUUUAUUCACAUCGUUCAUCUGGAGUAUCAACACGUGCACAAUUUCAUGAAGUUCAACAAGCUAUUCUCGUCGUUUUUAUUGGUGGUUGUACACAAUCAGAAAUUAACGCCCUUCGUAUGUUAGCUAUGAGUAAAUGUAAUAUAAAAUGGCAAUUUUAUUUUGCACCAACAAAUAUAUGGACACAUACAAGAUUAUUAAAAGAAAUUGAAGCAUCACAAUAA